This is a messenger RNA of Lolium rigidum, 549 nucleotides long. RefSeq names its product dirigent protein 1-like. The coding region runs from base 1 to 549 and encodes 182 amino acids. The transcript has a single exon. Lineage: Eukaryota; Viridiplantae; Streptophyta; Magnoliopsida; Poales; Poaceae. The record is from RefSeq and is a predicted model, not a curated record.
AUGACUUCCUCCUCGCUCUUGCUGUCUCUCCUCCUCCUGCUGGCCUCAUCGGCUGCGGGACUUGCAACGGCGGCGCGAGACGACGACGCCAGCGAGCACGGGCUCACGCACAUCCACAUAUACCUUCAUGAGAUCUUAUCAGGGCCGAACGCCACGACGAUCGCCGUCACGCAGUCACCGCGGGGUGGCAACGCGACCUUCGGGAGGAUCGGCGUGCUCGACCUCGAGGUACGCGACGGCUCGGACCCGAAGAGCUCCGAGCUCCUCGGCCGGUACCAGGGCAUGUUCGCCUUCGCGGGGCUCGUGAGCCCGCCGUCAGGCUUGCUGACGACGGUCAACUUCGUGUUCACGGCCGGGGAGCACGACGGAAGCACGCUGGCCGUUCUAGGAAGCAUCCCGAGCUUCGAGGACUCCUUCGAGCGCGCCGUGGUGGGCGGCACUGGUGCGUUCAGGAUGGCGCGCGGGUACUGCGUCACGACGGCCGUGGCGAACCCGACGCCGGUGUCCGUCGUCUACGAGGUCGACCUGUUCGUGAAGAUGGAUGCGUAG